UCUCAUCAUUUCGCUUUGUGACGGGCAGCGGCAAGCAGCAGUGGCAGCAACAAGGUUGCAAUAAUUCCUUCGGUCGCGUUCCUUUAAAUGGCGGUCUUUUGAAUAUUCGCGAUUCCCUCUGCAAGUGAGUUUUGCUACGGAAAAUAUUGUCUCUGCCAUCGUCAACAGUGGUGAAGUGGAAAUUUAAUUGUGCGAAGUGUGGUUUUGUGCCGUGGGCGAAGCGUAAUUCUAUCGGUGUGUGAAAAAAAGCGUCGGCAGAUUUUCUUGGUGUCGGAACAAGGAAAAAAAAUUGUCUCGCUUGGGUUCUCAAUUUUUGGGUGAAGUAAAGCCGCCUUCGCCAACGGAAAAAAGGACUCUUGUGGUGAAAUAGUUGAUCGAGUGAAUUUUUAAACUGUUUAACCAGACGAAGGAGCCGUUUGCUUGCUUUCAAAAUGACCGACAUUAGGGCAGCUUUCGCUGCGCAGAAUGGCGCCCCAACAGCCGGGACCACAUCCAGCCCCAAGAUCGGCGGCAAGUCGAUCGAGAAGAUCUACCAGAAAAAAUCCCAACUGGAGCAUAUCCUGCUGCGUCCCGAUACCUACAUCGGUUCGGUGGAACAUCUGAAGGAAACCAUGUGGAUCUACGACGGCGAGCUGAAGAAGAUGGUCCAGCGGGAGAUCAACUACGUUCCGGGAUUGUACAAGAUUUUCGACGAAAUCUUGGUCAACGCGGCCGAUAACAAGCAGCGCGAUGCCAAGAUGAGUGCCAUCAAGAUCGACAUCAACCAGGAAACCAAUACGGUUUCAAUCUGGAACAACGGUCAAGGUAUCCCGGUGGUAAUGCACAAGGGGGAGAAAAUGUUCGUUCCGACUAUGAUUUUCGGACAUCUGUUGACCUCGUCCAACUACAACGACGAAGAGGAGAAGGUUACCGGCGGUAGAAACGGUUACGGUGCCAAGUUGUGUAACAUCUUCAGUACCAAGUUCACCGUGGAAACGGCCACUAAGCAGUACAAAAAGUGCUUCAAGCAAACUUGGGGUGACAACAUGAGCAAGGCAAGCGAGCCCAAGAUCAAGGAAGACUACUCCGGAGAGGACUACACCAAGAUUACGUUCUCUCCCGAUUUGAAGAAAUUCAAGAUGGAAAAACUGGACAACGACAUCGUUGGGUUGAUGUCGCGGCGAGCUUUCGAUGUGGCCGCUUCAACCCGAGGAGUUUCGGUGUAUCUGAACGGCACGAAACUGCCAGUUAAGUCCUUCAAAGACUACAUCGAUCUCUACAUCAAGGACCAACAGGAUGACAUUGGAUCUCAGGUCAAGGUGGUCUACGAGAAUUGUAACGAACGGUGGGAAGUUGCUGUGACGCUUUCGGACCGUGGUUUCCAACAGGUUUCGUUCGUCAAUUCCAUUGCAACGACCAAAGGUGGUCGCCACGUAGACUACAUUACCGACAUGAUCGUGAAGCAGCUGAUCGAGGUUCUGAAGAAGAAGAACAAGGGCGGUGUUAACAUCAAACCGUUCCAAGUGAAGAAUCACAUGUGGGUGUUCAUCAAUUGUUUGAUCGUGAAUCCGACAUUCGAUUCGCAAACCAAGGAAAACAUGACGCUGCAAGCCAAGAGUUUCGGUUCCAAGUGCACCUUGUCGGAAAAAUUCAUCAACAACAUGUCCAAGAUUGGAAUCGUUGAAUCGGUGUUGCAGUGGGCCAAGUUCAAGGCUCAAACCGAACUGAACAAGGCGUCCGGUUCGAAGAAGUCCAAGGUUAAGGGUGUCCCCAAGCUAGAAGAUGCUAACGAUGCUGGUUCGAGAAAUUCCUUGAAUUGUACUCUGAUCCUUACGGAGGGAGACUCAGCCAAAACUUUGGCCGUGUCCGGCUUGGGAGUUGUCGGACGUGAUACGUACGGUGUGUUCCCACUUCGUGGUAAAUUGCUCAAUGUGCGAGAAGCCACCCACAAACAGAUCCUGGAAAACGCCGAAAUCAACAAUCUCAUUAAAAUUAUCGGCUUGCAGUACAAGAAGAAGUACAUCACGAUGGAUGAUCUGAAAACUCUUCGGUACGGAAAGCUCAUGAUUAUGACUGAUCAGGAUCAGGACGGUUCUCACAUCAAAGGUUUGCUGAUCAAUUUCAUCCAUACCAAUUGGCCGGAACUGCUGCGAUUGCCAUUCUUGGAGGAGUUCAUCACUCCCAUCGUGAAGGCCACCAAGAAGAACGGUGAGGAGCUUUCCUUCUUCUCGCUGCCCGAAUUCGAAGAGUGGAAAACCGAAACUCCGAACGCCCACACCUACAAUAUCAAGUACUAUAAGGGUUUGGGUACUUCAACUUCCAAGGAGGCUAAGGAGUACUUCCAAAAUAUGGAACGUCAUCGGAUUUUGUUCAAGUACGACAGCACCCAGGAUGAUGAAGCCAUUACAAUGGCCUUCUCGAAGAAAUGUGUCGACCAGCGUAAGGAAUGGCUUACUUCUCACAUGGAAGAGAACCGUCACCGUAAACAGGUAGGUCUCCCGGAAAGGUAUCUGUACACCAAAACAACCAAGGCCAUCACCUACAAAGAAUUCAUCAAUCUGGAGUUGGUGCUGUUCUCGAACUCUGACAACAUCCGUUCGAUUCCGUGUAUGGUGGAUGGUCUCAAGCCAGGUCAGCGAAAGGUUAUGUUCACGUGCUUCAAGCGUAACGAUAAGCGUGAAGUCAAGGUUGCCCAAUUGGCCGGUUCCGUUGCCGAAAUGUCAGCCUACCAUCAUGGUGAACAGUCUCUGUGCGGUACCAUUGUCAAUCUGGCUCAAAAUUAUGUCGGAAGUAACAACAUCAAUCUGCUUGUCCCGAGUGGUCAGUUCGGUACUCGUCUUGCCGGUGGUAAGGACAGUGCCAGUCCUCGUUACAUUUUCACCAUGUUGUCUCCGUUGACUCGGUUGAUCUUCCACCCGUUGGACGAUCCUCUACUGGAAUAUCAGUAUGACGAUAACCAGAAAAUCGAACCCUUAUGGUAUCUGCCCAUUAUCCCCAUGGUGUUGGUCAAUGGAACGGAAGGUAUCGGCACAGGUUGGUCCACAAAGAUUCCGAAUCACAACCCACGCGACAUCAUUUCCAAUCUACGGCGCAUGUUGAACGGAGAAGAACCCAAGAUUAUGCAUCCUUGGUACAAGAACUUCCGUGGGGAAAUCGAAUCCGUUGGUCACCAGAGGUACCUAACUGUGGGCAAUGUGUCUCUGCUGGACAAUCAGAAGAUCGAAAUUUCCGAACUGCCAAUCGGCACAUGGACCCAAACCUACAAGGAGAACACGCUCGAACCGCUGGCAAACGGAAGUGACAAACAAAAGGCCAUCAUCUCCGAGUACAAGGAAUACAACACCGACACCACUGUUCGGUUUGUGAUUUCGUUCCUGCCAGGUGAAUAUGAUCGAAUCUACGCCGAGGAGGGCGGUUUCCAUCGGGUAUUCAAGCUUACGAGCUCUAUCUCGACAUCCUCCAUGAAUGCUUUCGAUGACAAGAGUUACUUGAAGCGAUACGACCAUGCCAACGAUAUCUUCCACGAAUACUACAAGCUACGUAUUGAAUACUACGGCAAGCGUAAAGCCUAUCUGGAGGGUAUGUUGCAAGCCGAAGCGGAUCGUUUGACCGAUCAAGCCCGUUUCAUUAUGGAAAAGUGCGAUCGCACACUUGUGGUGGAAAACAAGAAGCGAAAGGUCAUGAUCGACGAACUGAUCAAGCGUGGCUAUCGGGCGGAUCCGGUCAAGGAAUGGAAGCGCAAGGUCGCCCUGGAUGUCGAAGAAGAAAAGGAGGAACCCGAAGAGGAAGAAGAAGAAGGUGAGGAUGUCAAACCAGGAAAAUCUUCAAAGAAACCUGUCGAUCCAGAGAAAGCAUUCCAAAAACUAUCUGACGUUAAGAAGUUCGACUACCUGCUCGGUAUGUCCAUGUGGAUGCUCACAGACGAACGUAAGAACGAAUUGCUCAAGCAGCGUGACGCCAAACUGUCUGAGUUGAGUUCUUUGAAGGCCAAGACGUUGGAGAUGCUGUGGGUCGAUGAUUUGGACGCGUUGAGCAAGAAGUUGGACGAAGUGGAAGAGAAGGAACGCUUGGAUGCCAUUUCCACGGAGAAGAAGCUGAAGAGCGGUGGUGCUGCUAAGGGAGGUCGCGGUACAGUCAAGUCCUUUAGCAAGAAGUCAGCCAUCGACGAAACCAAACCGAGCGAUAUGGGCGAGGAAGUUAAGUUCAAGGUUAGCGAAGAACUGCUCAAAAAGUACGAGAAGGCGACCGCUCCUCCUGUCUCAAGGGUCAAGAAGGAAAAGAAGGAACCUGGCGAGGGCGGAGCGGAAGGCGACGAGUUCGAUGCUUUGAUCGAAGGCAAAAAGCCUAAGGUCAAGAAAGAACCCAAAGCGCCAAAAGAACCUAAACCUAAGAAGGAGAAGAAGGAAAAGGACGGAAUGAAGCAGUCCAAGCUGAACUUUGGUGCCAAGGGUAAGGGAAAGAAGAAGAAGACAUCGUCGGAUGAAGAGGACUUCGAUUCCGGUAAUAGCGACGACGACUUCGGAGCAGCGAUGGAGGUUGUUCCAACUCGUCAGAAGACCGAGAGGCGUGCAGCAUCAAAGAAAAUCAACUAUUCGUUUGACGACGAAGACGACGAGGACAAAAACUUUGACCGGUCGGAUGAUGAGCUGUUCGAUAACAAUCCGGAAGUGCAAGACGGUGACAGCGGUGCCGCGCAGGCUGCGAUGGAUGACGGAAGCGACAUCGAGGAAGUGGCCAUCGAAUUGGAAGAUAGCCCUGUGAAACCGAAGAAGGCUGCCCCCAAGAGAAAGUUGGGUCCCAAGGCCGAUGGUCCUGCGAAGGCAAAGGCACCUGCUGCCAAGCGUGGCCGCAAGAAGGACAGCGGUAGCAGCGAGGACGAAAAGCCCAAGAAGAAGGCCAAGAAGAAGUACGUCGACAGUGGAUCCGAAUCCGAAAGCGAACCCAACUACGACGAUGACGAUUCGGACUUUGAGUAAACGUCUGGAUUCCCUUCGCCAGGAGCACUUAUCAAUAUAUUAAGAAUAUAGCUAAUGCUGUGUCAGUGCACCAUAACCUCUAAAUCUCACCCUUGGAGCCUUCUUGUGGAAGGCCUCUAAGUAUUGGUUUGAGUGCAGUUCGGGCUAUCCUAGCUGAACCGAAGCAACUUUGUGUAGCAGUUAAGAACUUAACAUAGUUUUUGCUGUCUAAUCGGUCAUGGUCACACAAACCAGAUUUAUAAGACCAAUUCACCACCGUUUGAAGCAUUUAGCAUCAUUUUACUUGGACCUGUGUAAGAACAUAACAAACUAUUUUAAACGACAGUAUAGACGUAGCCCUUAGAAAUCAUUUGAACACACAAUAACUAGAGUGUAGUAUCUUAUUUUUUGCACCCAUGCGUAAGCGUUAAGAUAAUUUAUACACUCAUUUCUGUACAACUUUUACGUUUUUGGAUGAAAGCUUUCCGAGAGGCGAAUGUGUUUUGUAUGUGCGUCCCCGUGUGAAUCAGUGUUUAGUAGGAACGAACAAGGAAGAUAUUUUUCAGCAAGUACAAGCUUUGGAAAUUGUAUGAAGCGCCGAAAAAAACUGAGGUGAUUCCCCUCCUAUGAUGCGAAAACCAAAAGGAAAAUUAGUGAAUAUCUUCCUUUGCGUAUGUGUGUGUUUGUGUGCGGCACCACGUUGCUGUUGAGGUUCUCUAAUGUACGUUAAUAUUUUGUACCUUUGCUGCGUUUAUGCACUCAUUGUAUUUUCAUUACUUUUUUGUAAUAAGAGCUGUAGAUAUUACCAUGUAAAA
Messenger RNA from Aedes aegypti (yellow fever mosquito), 5749 nucleotides. RefSeq names its product DNA topoisomerase 2 (gene Top2). Gene Ontology annotation, biological process: sister chromatid segregation; resolution of meiotic recombination intermediates; DNA topological change. Lineage: Eukaryota; Metazoa; Arthropoda; Insecta; Diptera; Culicidae. Bases 432 to 4955 code for a protein of 1507 amino acids. The transcript has 5 exons. Gene Ontology annotation, cellular component: nucleus. The record is from RefSeq and is a predicted model, not a curated record. Gene Ontology annotation, molecular function: DNA binding; ATP binding; DNA topoisomerase type II (double strand cut, ATP-hydrolyzing) activity.